Messenger RNA from Erythranthe guttata (spotted monkey flower), 1623 nucleotides. Its product is annotated as bifunctional riboflavin kinase/FMN phosphatase. Gene Ontology annotation, biological process: riboflavin biosynthetic process; FMN biosynthetic process. The record is from RefSeq and is a predicted model, not a curated record. Gene Ontology annotation, molecular function: riboflavin kinase activity. Lineage: Eukaryota; Viridiplantae; Streptophyta; Magnoliopsida; Lamiales; Phrymaceae.
AAGAACACUGGAGAGAGAAACGUGUUAGCUUUUGUCUCUUUCCUUCCCAAAGUAAUCACAGUAACAAAUCGACGGUGGCCGAACACCAAAACCAGAGCAAAACCCGAAGUCCUGCAAUUGCGGGAAGUGGAGGAUCCGACGAUGAAGUUUUGAUCAGAAUUGCUCCGGCACCAUUGAAUCCGUCGCCAAAAACGUCCACCGAUCGGGGAUCAGACCACAUAAUCCCACACACUUCACCCAAUUCCUCACUGAUUUUGCACGUGGUUCAAGAGAUUUAGGGUUUGGAAUUGCAGUCCGGAGUAAAACAUCAAUUCACAAGAUAUAUUUUUUUUCUUUCACGACGUGUUUGACGGAAUCAUAAACUUUGACCUUGACGACAUGUCGAUGGCGAAGCCUCUUAGCAAGCUUAUGUCAUGCGUCAUCCUCGAUUUGGACGGAACACUUAUUAAUUCAGAUGGCAUUGUGUGCGAUGUUCUAAGAGUUCACUUGGUUAAGUUCGGAAAAAAAUGGGACGGAAAAAGAGCUCGCAGAAUCGUCGGAAAGACACCCUAUGAAGCAGCAGCAGCUAUUGUCGAAGAUUAUGAACUCCCAGUCACCGCAGAUGAAUUCCUAUCGGAACUUACCCCGAUAUUCUCCAAAAAAUGGGGUAGUAUCAAAGCUCAACCUGGCGCUAACCGGUUAAUCAACCAUUUACGGAGUCACGGUGUGCCAAUUGCCUUAGCUUCAAAUUCAUCCAAGGAAAAUGUCGAGACCAAGAUAUCUUUUCAUCGAGGUUGGAAAGAAUCGUUUUCCGUUAUUCUAGGCGGCGAUGAAGUGACCAACGGAAAGCCAUCUCCCGAAAUAUAUCUCGAAGCUGCAAAGAGGCUUAAGAUGGAUACUUCCACCUGCCUCGUCAUUGAAGAUUCUUUGCCAGGUGUCACUGCUGGUAAGGCAGCUGGAAUGGAAGUGGUUGCGGUUCCAUCUCUUCCCAAACAAACCGACGUUUUCACCUCAGCAGACGAGGUUAUCAACUCCUUAUUAGACCUGAAACUAGAAAAGUGGGGCCUACCUGCAUUCGAAGACUGGGUAGAAGGGACAUUACCAAUAGAACCUUGGUCGAUUGGCGGUCCAGUCAUCAAAGGAUUUGGCCGUGGCUCGAAAGUGCUCGGAAUCCCUACAGCUAAUUUGUCCACGGAGGCAUAUUCAGAUGUGCUGUCGGAACAUCCUUCGGGAGUUUAUUUUGGGUGGGCUGGAUUAGCAGGUCGAGGUAUUUAUAAAAUGGUUAUGAGCGUGGGUUGGAAUCCUUACUUCAACAACUCCGAGAAGACAAUUGAGCCGUGGUUGCUUCAUGAUUUUGACGAGGAUUUUUAUGGGGAGGAUUUGCGUCUUGUCAUUGUUGGCUAUAUUCGACCGGAGGCGAACUUCCCUUCGCUCGAAAGCUUAGUAGCGAAGAUACACGAGGACAAGAAAAUUGCGGAGGAAGCCCUUGAACUUCCACUUUAUUUGAAGUACAGAGAUGAUUCAUAUUUGAAUACUUCUUCGAAGCAGAAUUGCUAGUUGUUUAGUCUGUUAAUUUCGAAUAAUUCGUGAGAGCCUGCAUACGUGGCUCGAUUCAUUCAAAAUAUUUAUUUUUUAUUUCUAUGU